Messenger RNA from Xenopus laevis (African clawed frog), 995 nucleotides. RefSeq lists its product as uncharacterized. The coding region runs from base 104 to 859 and encodes 251 amino acids. The record is from RefSeq and is marked predicted. Gene Ontology annotation, molecular function: S-adenosylmethionine-dependent methyltransferase activity. The transcript has 6 exons. NCBI's taxonomy places the organism in Eukaryota, Metazoa, Chordata, Amphibia, Anura, Pipidae.
UUUAGUCAUUGUUUCUCUUUGGUUAUAACAUAUUUUAAUCUUUUUAUAGAUGGCUGUAGAUGUAUUUCAUAACAAGGAAUUCUCUGAUGCUUAUCAAGCUGGGAUGAUUGUCGAUUCUCCAAAAAUUAAGAAUUUGAUAAUGUCAUAUUUGGAAGAAAAGAAAGGGAAGCCAUUUGAGCUGGCAGUUGAUGCUGGCUGUGGGACAGGGAGGUCCACUCGGACUUUGGCUCCAUAUUUCCAGAAGGUGGUUGGAAUAGAUGUAAGUGAGUCCCAGUUAAGUGUGGCCAGAAAAUGUACUUCACAUGAGAACAUCUCUUACCAGAUUUCCCCAGCUGAGGAGCUGCCUCUGGAAGAUGCAUCAGUGGAUCUGAUUAAUGCAGGCCUUGCUGCUCAUUGGUUCAAUCCUGAGAAAUUUGGACAGGAAGCAGCUCGGGUGCUUAAACAUGGAGGCUGUUUGGCCUUAUAUUGUUUUUCAUUGGUAUUUGAGAUUGAGUAUAAGGACAAGUCAGAGGAACUAACUGCUGCCUUUAAUGAGGCUUUGUUAAUUCUGCUUGAAUUUCAUAAGAAAGUCGUCUGUGAAGUAAAGGCUAUGUAUCAGGAAUUAUUCAGUGCCAUACCAUUUAAAGAUAAGCAGAGGAUCAGCGGCAUCUGUGAAGUAUUUCCCUUAACAGUCCCUGAAAUAAUGAGUUUCCUUCAGGCAAUUUGUUCGUACAAGGAGUUCCUAGAGCAAGACAAAGAUAAGGCCACAGCUUUUCUACAAGAUUUAGAGAAAAGGUUUUUAGAUAUAUUGGGUGAAUCUGCUUCUGAUGCUCUAGGAUUUCAUGUAUAUUAUUUCUGUCUUCUUGCAUCCAAAUCUUGAAUUGCCUUCAACUGUCAAACCUGCACCCUUAGAAGACUGAGCCAUUUUUUAGUAAUUAUAUUAUAAAAUGUGAAUUCUGUUCUCUGUGUUUAAAUAAACAUACAAAUCUCUGACAUUAUUAAAGCAACAUACCAGA